This is a messenger RNA of Coffea eugenioides, 2575 nucleotides long. RefSeq lists its product as uncharacterized. NCBI's taxonomy places the organism in Eukaryota, Viridiplantae, Streptophyta, Magnoliopsida, Gentianales, Rubiaceae. Gene Ontology annotation, biological process: spliceosomal snRNP assembly. The transcript is spliced from 4 exons. Bases 42 to 2309 code for a protein of 755 amino acids. Gene Ontology annotation, cellular component: SMN complex; nucleus. The record is from RefSeq and is a predicted model, not a curated record.
GUCUCAUCCGGCCGGAAGAAUCAGCAGCGAAACUCACAACAAUGGCGGACGACUGCAACUCCAAACCUACCGUCGGUCUCGAUCGUCAAGACCAACUACGGCAGUUAUCAUCGUCCGACCACAAAGACGGCGUCGUUCAAGAAACGUUCGAUUUAGACCAAACCGACGCCGUUUUGCAGAAGGCCGACUCUGAAAAUUUUGAAGUAGAAGAAAACAGAGAUGAACAAGAUAAGAACGCCUUCUUCGACGUCGUAAGUCAAGAAGCCGGAGCCUCUAGUAAUUGCUUUGACAGCGCCGUUUUGGAGAAAAGUGAAGAACGAGGUUUUGAAGGAGAAGAGAGAGACGACGCCGUUUGGGGGAGGAAAGGAGAACUACUCCUCCACGACGACGUCGUAAAACCAGAAGCUGAAGGAGAAGAAAAGGUGGAAAUUGCCGAAGCCGCUACUUCUUGCUUUGACGACGCCGUAUUGGAGAAAAGUGAAGAACGAGGUUUCGAAGAAGAAAUGAGAGACGGCACCGUUUUGGUGGGAAAUGAAAAAGUUGUUCUCCACGACGUCCUAAGACAAGAAGCUGAAGGAGAAGAAAAGGUGGAAAUUGCCGGAGCCACUACUUCUUGCUUUGACGAUGCCGUUUCAGAGAAACGUGAAGAACGAGGUUCCGAAGCAGAAACAAGAAACGGCACCGUUUUGGAGGGUAAAGGAGAGCACUGCGUGGAAGAGGCGAUGGGUGCUUAUGCUACUGGCUUAAACGAUGGCGUUUGCAAGAAUCAAGAAUCGAAGCCUGUUGAUUGUGAGACAGACGACUCCGUUUUGGAGAAGGGUGAAAUGGGCGUCUCUGGAAUUCAAGAAAUAUUGAAAAUUGAUGGGAAAUUGAAUGAAAAAAACUGUUGUAUGAAAAUUGAGGUAGUUGAUGAAACGGCAUUAGUAGGGUUUGGAAAGGAAAGAAAAGCCACCAAUUUCUCUGAAAAUUCAAGGAAGAAUGUGAAUCAUAAGAGGCCAAGAAGGAGGGGCAAAAGUGGGGCUGAUGAUAAUCAGAAGUUUGUUGAUAUGGGCUUGGCUCAGAAUUGUGGAACCAGAAAGAAUGAGAAAGGGGGGAAGAGAGUUUAUACGAGGACGGAGUUGGAGGUGUUGAGAUUUGUGGCAGUGGAUUGGCAGAGGAAGAAAUGGACAGAGGUUUAUUGUGGACUUGGUCCUGCUGUGCAGGAGGAGUAUGAUGGACUGGUGGGUUCUGAUAAUCAUAGUCAAUUUCAUCAUCAGCAGCUGCAGCAGCAGAAGAAGAAGCACACCCGUGUUGAUUUCAAUCCGCGGUUCAGAAAUGAGGCACGCUCUUCAGUUUUUGCCCUUUCAGGUGAAGAAUAUUCAGAAAAUGCAGAGAAUGAAAAUGCAUAUGAAAAUCUGAUAGAUCCUCCUGGUCUUCACGUAAUUGAGCAGGAUGAGUGCUUAGAAGAUGAUAGUGAUGAAGACUAUAGUAGCAUUCAGAAACCUGCGUUUUUUGUUACAGGUGAACCUGAUUUUGAUUCAGGCCCUCCAGAAGAUGGUCUAGAAUAUCUUAGACGUGUAAGGUGGGAAUCUGCACAGAUACCCAAAGUGAAGGUUGCCAAGGUUGAUAGAACUAAACUAAACAAGGAGCAAACUGUUUACAUGCCUCUAAUUCCUGAUAUAGCAAAGUGUCCAGUGCACUUAAUGCCACUCAAAGAGUGGGAGGAUGCAUUUCUUGCCGAUUUCUCAGAGUUGAGGCUGGCCUUAUCAAGACUUGAAAAUAUGGAAGCUAAGGUGCAGUCAUCUUCUACUGUUCAUGAGGGACAAUCCUCCUCCAGGCCCUUCGAUAGCUUUCUUCUUGAAAACAUCGAUAAUAUGCCUUUUGUGGAAGAUUCAAGCCAAUCUGUGCAGUGCUGUACACCUGAAACAUGUGGCAAUCCAUGCUCUUCUGUUGUCGCCAAUGAUAAUGAUGGUAUGGAUUCUGUAGCAAGUCCCAGUUCUAGAUCGCAUAUAAGUGGAGUUUCUGAAAAAUGCCCCACCCUGUCUAUGAUUUUGCGGAUGGACUCUGUAGCUCGAGUUUCUAUGCUGAGGAAGCGUAUAAAUGUGGCAGAAAGUAUGAGUAGUAUAUCUUGGGAUGAUUGUCUAUGGCUAUUUGCUCUGUCUGCAGCAGUUGAUUGUCCCCUUGAUGCCGACACUUCUGCAGCGUUUAGGUCAUUGUUGCGGAAGUGUGCAAGCGUGCGAGCAGAGAAGUUGGAAUUGGAUGACGAAGUUGCCAUGCUUAAUAUUCUGGUAACCAUAUCUGGGAGAUACUUCGGACAACUACAAAAUUAAUUGUGGUUUUCUCAGACUUGCAGUAUAGGCUGGGUGGCGUUCCAGUUGUACACAACAAACAGCGCAGGACUUGCAAUAGGCUGAUUUUUUGUGUUUCUUGUAAUUUCAGAUGAAUGUGUUUGUCUUGACUUAUUUUGCGCAUGUGACUAUUUAUGUCUAUUUAAUUCGUUACUUAGCCGUAAAUUUUUACUAAUAUUUUGGUUGAAAUUUGUUAUGCCGGUAUACCCUCUGUUUCUGAAGGUAAGGCUUUCAUUUUAUGAUUUUAA